AUGGCUUUCAAUAGUGCAUCAUUUUCCUUUGUUCUUCUUUUCACAUUGCUUUUUCUCUUCAACUCCACUUCUUCUUCUACCACUGAUCACAGUGUCUCUCACAAGCGAAUCGAGGAAAUUUGCGGACAAACUCAAAAUCCAAACUUCUGUGUAACCUCCCUUGAAGGCUAUUUAGAGGACACAAAAGCCGAUUUGAAUCGACUCGGCGUUGUCUCAAUACUCUUGGCCACAGCACAAGCUCGAUUAAACAAGUAUGUUAUGGAGCAGCUUCUCCAAACCACAGUUGGUCUUGAUCCCGCCGCAAAGGCACACCUCCAGAAAUGUCAGGUGGACUAUGAUGUUACACUUGACAAGUUGAAGAGUGCAUACCAUUUAUCAGACCAGAAGGAUUAUCAGGAUAUGGUUGAUUUGGUGAAUGAUGCUAACAUUAGGACAAAUGAUUGCACAAUCGAGUGCAUGCAACUACAGAAUUCAGUACUAUCCUCUGUGCAAGAGGAUAAUCAAAAGAUGAUGUGGCUCAAUAACAUUGCUCUUGUCAUACUUGGCAUGCUUAAUGCUUAA
Lotus japonicus is the source of this 561-nucleotide messenger RNA. RefSeq lists its product as uncharacterized. Lineage: Eukaryota; Viridiplantae; Streptophyta; Magnoliopsida; Fabales; Fabaceae. Gene Ontology annotation, biological process: negative regulation of catalytic activity. The record is from RefSeq and is a predicted model, not a curated record. Gene Ontology annotation, molecular function: pectinesterase inhibitor activity. The coding region runs from base 1 to 561 and encodes 186 amino acids. The transcript has a single exon.